AUGUCUAAGAUCUUCAACACUGCCGUCCUCUUCGCGGGUCUCGUUGCCCAGGUUUCCGGCCACACUGCCGUCGAGAGCGCUGAAAUUGGCGGCGUUACGUACCCGGGUUUCCGCGGUGCUGAUAACAGCGCCCCCCUUGAGAAGGGUAGCCCCGCGUGGAAAACAUCGCAGGGCUGGGGAUACCAGCCUAUAAUGGGUGACGAGAUCAACACACCGGACAUCAUUGCCCACAGGGAUGCCAUCCCUUCACCAAACACCGCUGAGGCCCCUGCCGGCUCCAAGGUCACUUUCCACUGGCACCACGAGGGCAGCUGUGGCGAGGGCGAGGAAGGAUGGGACUGCUCUCAUCACGGUUGGACUGCUUCGUUUUUGGCACCUUGCAAUGGUGACUGCUCGAAGGUCGAUAAGACGAAGCUCGAGUUCUUCAAGAUCGACGAAGUGGCCUUGACAUCCUACCCUCAGGGUACCCGCUACGCUGAGGGCGAGGCUCGCGGCCAGACUGGCAAGUGGGGAACCGAUGCCAUCUUCUACGACAACGGCAACGCCCACACAAUUACCAUCCCGAGUGAAAUUCCUUCCGGCAACUACGUGCUGCGCACUGAAGUCGCAUCGAUCCACAACAACGGUGCUGUCGCCAACCGUCAGUUCUGGCCUCAGGCUUUCAAUAUUGCUGUAACGGGCGGAGACGACAGCAAGCCAGUUCCCAAGGGUGUCAAGGGAACCGAGAUCUACAAGCCUGAUGAUGAGCUCCUCAAUUACAACUUGUACUGGCACGCUGCGAACAAGCUCAUUGGCGACGCUCCUGGUCCUCAGAUCGCUUCCGUUGCCGUAGCCAGCAACGAGCGCCGCCAUGCGAGGGACUUCACCAACUAG
Messenger RNA from Boeremia exigua, 873 nucleotides. Its product is annotated as glycoside hydrolase. Lineage: Eukaryota; Fungi; Ascomycota; Dothideomycetes; Pleosporales; Didymellaceae. The record is from RefSeq and is a predicted model, not a curated record. Bases 1 to 873 code for a protein of 290 amino acids. The transcript has 3 exons.